GUACAUAUUUUAAAAUCUUGACAGGUCUUAAGAUAGAAUUUUGUGUCCUAUUUUAGGUCUCUUGAUGUUUUAAGUGAUGCUGUUUUGAAGGAUCUUUCUGUAUUUUACCGAAAAAUGAUUCCAGCAAUGGACAGAAGAGUCAUUACACCAUAUCAAGAUGGACCAGAUAUUAGCUAUUUGGAGAAAGAAGAUGGAGAUAACUUUUUGAAAGAAGAAACAAAUAUGGAACAAAAUUAUUCGGAAACUAUGUUCAAGAAAGCAAAAACAAAAGCUAAAAGGAAGCCACGUAAGCGUUCAGAUAGUUCUGGAGGUUAUAACCUUUCAGAUAUUAUUCAGAGUCCACCAUCUACAGGAUUAUUAAAGUCUGGUAAGACCAAUUCUGUGGAAUCUCUUCCAGAACUAUUGACAUCAGACUCUGAAGGAAGCUAUGCGGGAGUGGGUAGUCCUAGAGAUUUACAGUCCCCUGAUUUCACAGCAGGAUUUCAUUCAGAUAAGACCGAGGGGAAAGUUAAACCAUAUGUCAAUGGUACACCUCCUUCAUAUUCUAGGGAAGAGUUAAAACCAUGGGAAAAGUCACCAAUACUUAAAAUAUCUGCUCCAGAGCUCAUUCCCAAUAACAGAAUUGAAAAUAUCAGCUCUUCUAGUUGGGUUGCUGGCUCUUUCAGUCCUGCCAGCCCUCCUGUUGUGGAUCUGAGAACCAUCAUGGAAAUAGAAGAAAGUAGGCAAAAAUGUGGAGCUACGCCAAAGCCAAAUUUAGGCAAAAUGAUUUCUCAUGGAGUUAAACUUUCUCAGAAACAACGGAAGAUGAUUGCAUUGACUACCAAAGAAAACAAUUCAGGAAUUAAUAGCAUGGAAACAGAUUUAACUGCUCCUUCAAAAGCCCUCAAACCAAUGAAUGCAUGGGCUUCUUCUCUACAUUCGGUUUCAUCCAAGUCAUUCCGGGAUUUCUUACCAGAAGAAAAAAAAUCUAUUACUGGCUAUAGUGCGGGAGAUCAUGUCAAAAAAGUUUGUUUUAAAGGAAUUGAAAAUUCUCAGUCUCCCAAAAUUGUAAGAUGCUGUACUCAUGGUACUCCAGGACCAGAAGGCAACCAUAUUUCAGAUUUACCACUUCUAGACAGUCCCAAUCCCUGGCUAUCUUCUUCAGUGACUGCUCCCUCCAUGGUAGCCCCAGUCACUUUUGCAUCUAUUGUAGAAGAAGAGCUACAACAGGAAGCAGCUCUUAUCAGAAGUCGAGAAAAACCCUUGGCUCUGAUUCAGAUUGAGGAGCAUGCAAUACAAGAUUUAUUGGUUUUCUAUGAGGCAUUUGGCAACCCUGAUGAGUUUGUCAUUGUUGAAAGGACACCACAGGGACCACUGGCAGUACCUAUGUGGAAUAAGCAUGGAUGCUAGUUCGCUGUGGAAUUAUGAUGCAUUUUUCAUAAUUGUGAUUGCUGUAAUAGUAUGAGAAAAGCUGUGGAAAAGAGUUCUUACAGAUUUGAUAACAUAUCA
This is a messenger RNA of Galeopterus variegatus (Sunda flying lemur), 1488 nucleotides long. RefSeq names its product inhibitor of Bruton tyrosine kinase-like. Bases 115 to 1389 code for a protein of 424 amino acids. Lineage: Eukaryota; Metazoa; Chordata; Mammalia; Dermoptera; Cynocephalidae. Gene Ontology annotation, molecular function: protein tyrosine kinase inhibitor activity; protein kinase binding. Gene Ontology annotation, cellular component: cytoplasm; nucleoplasm. The transcript is spliced from 11 exons. The record is from RefSeq and is a predicted model, not a curated record. Gene Ontology annotation, biological process: negative regulation of protein phosphorylation.